Penicillium diatomitis is the source of this 2010-nucleotide messenger RNA. Its product is annotated as putative C6 transcription factor. Bases 1 to 2010 code for a protein of 669 amino acids. NCBI's taxonomy places the organism in Eukaryota, Fungi, Ascomycota, Eurotiomycetes, Eurotiales, Aspergillaceae. The record is from RefSeq and is a predicted model, not a curated record. Gene Ontology annotation, molecular function: zinc ion binding; DNA binding; DNA-binding transcription factor activity, RNA polymerase II-specific. Gene Ontology annotation, biological process: regulation of DNA-templated transcription; DNA-templated transcription. The transcript is spliced from 6 exons.
AUGUCUGAGAAACCGCGAAAGCUCCAGCGAGUCUCCAAGGCCUGUGACUUCUGCAACAGACGUAGCACAAGAUGCGGAAAGAGCGAAGAUCCCUUAGGCCGGUGUCAGAAUUGCGCCGAUUUCGAUGUGCCCUGCACGUACGACCGACCCACGAAGCGACGCGGCAUUAAGGCGGGGUCAAAAAGCCACGAUCAAGACACACCUUACUCAAGAGGCUCGGUGGACUUGACUCCCAAUAGCCGAAUGGCGGCAUCAGGAAGCACGUCUGGAUCGUUUGGAUCAAGAAGCUCAAUCCAACAAGAGACAUCUUUCCGCCCCUCGGGGACAGGGGACCCCUGGACAUCGUUCAAUACGGGAUGGUCAACGAGUGAGGGUUACGACGAUGAUGGCACUUUACGAAAUUCGUGGAAAGCAUUUGCAAUUUCCAGUGACCAGCAGAUCAAAAAUCUAGUGCAGGUCUACUUUGAAAUUGUUUACCCUAUAUUUCCACUUUUUCACAAACAAUCCUUCAUUGAACGAAUCAACGAUCAAGAACAUCUCCGAGAUCAGGGGCUAUUUGCUUCCACUAUGGCGGUGUGUGCAUUGGCAUCGGGGAAGGCUCGCGACGGCGCAUUGUAUUCCUCUCGUUGGCGCCGAGAAGAGCUGAUUGAGCCGCCAUCGGAGGCUUUCUACGCUGCAGCCAAGGACACGUUCCCUCGGGACCUUGCACUUGCCAGAGGCUUCAAUUACAUGCGCGCAUGUGCAAUACUUGCCAUUGCGAGCAUCCAAAACGGGCAGAUAAAGAAUCUGCAGAAAUACUCUGGCAUGUAUCACACUUUGACGACAAUGGAGGGUCUGCAUGAUGAAAAAUUGUGGCCCAAGGAUAUCGGAAUCAUUGAAACCGAGGAGCGACGCAGAUUGUUUUGGUCAAUCUAUACCCUGGACAUCUACGCCAGUAUUGUUUGGGGAGGAAUAAUCAGAUACCGUGAAGCGCACUCCCUUGUUCGCUACCCUAGCGAGCUUGAUGACGAGUACAUCUCAGAUCAGGGCUACGACUUGCCUCAAGUCUCUCCAACGCCACAGCAAAGCGGCCCACGAGACGCUCAAGCCGCCAAUGGUCUACCGGUUUCUUGGAUUCAUGGUUGGAACUUUACUACCGAUCUUUAUCGUAUCCUCGAGCACGUUGCAGAUGGUACUCGGCGGCGAUUCUCCACUGCUAAUGGGACUGUCGAAGUGUGGUCCAUGUUCAGUCCUGCAUCCAUGUCAGAACCAAUUGUGAUGGAACGUGUUCUCUCAAUGUAUGCUGCCCUACCGCCGCAGUUUCGGGAGACGAGACCAACAACAGGCGACAUCAACCAGGAUCUAUUUGGCUUUCAGUCUGCCAACAUUCAAGCGACUUUUCAGCUACUGCGACUGGUCCUUUUAUCCGCAGAGGAAAUUGGGGUCGAUCGAAAGUGCGAUGUUGCUGGCGAGUUGCUGAGUGUGUUUUCCAAAGUCCCCGUGGAGUACUUGAAAGCGAUCAGUUCGCCCCUCCUCCACCACCUGGGCGGCAUUGGCUACAUUCUAGGUUCGGUCAUGGAAGGAAGCUUAUCCGACGAGUCAUAUUGCCGGGUGCGAACGCUCUUGCUCGAGAUGGCAGAUCUGCUUCAUCGCCUUGACAGCAACUUGCACAGCUCAGCUGGUACAAGUCAACGACUUCGCGCGCAGGUUGAUCGCAUUGACGGCUACAUGCGUACUUCUCGUCUCGUAAAUCCUUCAGCGGCACCGCCUCCUGCUUCCAACGAUGCCGUCAAUAACCCACAGAGAAGUGUCAAAGCAGAAUCAAUGGUAUCACCAGACAUGUAUACUCGCACUGUGUACCCCUCGAUGCCUGCCAGUACGAGUGUGAGCCACUCGAUGAUGCAGUUUCGGUUGCCGCCGGAGUUAUUGACUGACUGGCCAUGGCCGUUGGACAAUUCACAUUCCGAACCUUUCUUACCCUUGGCAUUUGAGAAGGCAAACGGUAAGGCUGCCAUUUACUUUCUGGCGUGA